AUGCAUUCAUUCAAAGAUUUAGACAUCACUGAUACAGAAAAUGAACAAUCAUUAUGUAAUCAACAUCACAACGAGAUUAUCAAAGUUUGUUUAUCACCGGGCUGUGAUCAAUUGAAAUUGUGUCAGUCAUGUCUGUCAAGCCACUUUAGUUCUCACAAGGAAAUCACUAUUUAUUAGUUGUUUAAAGAAGUCCAAGCUAAGCUUUAGAAGGCUUAUAGAGUUGAAAAAUCAAAGGAUAAGUUUGACAUCGUGUUCAAAUAUAUUUAAGAGAUGAGAUAGCAAGUUCAUCACAUUUUUAAUUAAUUAGAACAAGAUAUUAAGUAAUAUUUGAUCGAAAAAAUUAAUAUUGAUGAACUCAACCAAAAUUACCAAACUUUAAUAAAUAUAAAUGAGAACAAUUACACUUAAUACAUCCCAAUACUCAAACUCUACUAUCUCAAUCCAAACAUCUUUUAUGAUGGAUAGUUGUAAUUGGCUGUGGUGGAGGAUACCAUCUUGACCAAAUUGCUAAUACUCAAUGAGAAACUCAAACUCUAAGUUGACAAACUCAAAAAUGAUGCUGAACAACUUUUUGAGAUCAAAACUCGAAAGCCUAGUGAGCAUCAACAGGAGGAUUCCGUUUAGUUGUUAACUACUAUUAAUGGACAUGAAAAUGUGGUAAGGUCUGUGAUCAAACUCCAUAAUGGAGAUUAUGCAACGGCAUCAAGGGAUAAAACUAUAAAGAUUUGGAAUUAGAACACUUUUUAAUGCAUACAAACUUUGAGGGAUCACAUUAAUUGGGUCUAAGAUCUUACACUCAUUCCUGAUAAUAAAUUUGCUAGUUGCUCAGAUGAUAAGACUAUUAAGAUCUAUAUGCAAUUCACCUAAGGUCAAUCAGAGUAUAGACCUUAAUCCGUACUUUGGGAAUGCGUCAACACUUUAAGAGGACACGAAUCCUAUGUAGUUAGAAUUGUAUAUAAUGAUUAAUUCAAUUAUCUUAUCACUUGUUCUACCGAUGGAACUUUGCGGCUAUGGGAUCCAUCAUAAAAGAAUGCUCUAACAGUAUUAUAAGGACAUGAAAAUUGUGUAUAUACUUUAGCCACCCAAGCGAACUUAAUUGUUUCAGGAGAUGAAGGUGGGUAAUUGAUAAAAUGGUCAUUGAACCACAUGAAAAUUGAAUAGAAAGAAAAGAAACACUCAGGAUGUGUCAAUUCUAUCUUGAUUAAUGCUCGCAUUUAUUCUUGUGGAGAUGAUCGGAAAGUCAACGUCUGGGAUACCAACCUUUAAUUAUGUUAUGUUAUUCAAUUGGAAAGAGCAGAAUUGGAGUCAUUAUAAUUUAUUAAUGAUGAGCUAAUUGUGGGUGGAGAUGAAUAGGGAUACCUCUAAUUCAUUAAUCUUAAUUAAAGAAGAGUGAUUUCGGAGAUCCCUGUUCAUAAUGAUCGUAUAUACAAAAUUAAGUAUUACGAUGGAAUCCUAUGCACAGCCAGUUCAGAUUUGUCUGUCAAGUUAUUCAAGUUUAAUAUUUGA
Messenger RNA from Paramecium tetraurelia, 1506 nucleotides. RefSeq lists its product as uncharacterized. Gene Ontology annotation, cellular component: nucleus; cytoplasm. The transcript has 3 exons. The record is from RefSeq and is a predicted model, not a curated record. NCBI's taxonomy places the organism in Eukaryota, Ciliophora, Oligohymenophorea, Peniculida, Parameciidae. Gene Ontology annotation, biological process: proteasome-mediated ubiquitin-dependent protein catabolic process; ubiquitin recycling. Gene Ontology annotation, molecular function: ubiquitin binding.